UGGCCCCUGUUGACUUGGCUGGGCUCUGCGUGACGACUGAGAGGAGUGAGGGGGGGACAUUUGAGCUCGGAGGCGCAGCGGUGCGGGAUAGUUGAGAAGAGCAGAGAGCAGGGGAGAGAGGUGCGGGAGAGACGGAGCGCACCCGUCAACCAGCUGGAGGAACCCACACCAACCAACCCUUAUGGCUGUUUAAGAAAUAAUACACCCCCUCCCCCGUUUUCUCUUUCCCUGGGACUUCUGACUUUUUUUUUUUUUUAGUUUUCUCCUCAGCAGAAGUUGUUGCAAUCCUAAUUAAUUGCUCUUACCAAAAAUAGAGAAGUGAAUCCACUUGCCGUGGACGGCACAGGCGGUCAUGGAUACCCAUAUAAGAUGGAAAGUUAAAAGGAGGAUAAGGGACGCCCAACUCACUAUAGCGGUGAUUCUGCUUUUUGUCACGUCGCGUGCAAGUUCAGCGGAACCAGCUGACCUCUUGAAGAUUUUAGAUUUUCACAGUUUACCUGAUGGUGUUACAAAAUCAACGGGAUUCUGCUCACAUAGGAGGUCAACACAAGGACCUGAUGAAGCCUACAGAGUAUCCAAAGACGCCCAGCUCAGUGCGCCCACCAAACAGCUGUACCCAGGCGAUGCCUUCCCUGAGGAUUUUUCCAUCAUGGCCACGGUGAAGCCUAAGAAGGGCAGCCAGUCCUUCUUGCUUUCUGUGUACAACGAACAGGGCAUCCAGCAGCUCGGACUGGAAGUGGGCCGCUCCCCCGUGUUCCUGUACGAGGACCACACAGGCAAACCCAGCCCCGAGGAUUACCCCUUGUUCAGAGGAGUCAACCUAGCUGACGGAAAGUGGCAUCGAGUGGCUAUCAGUGUUCACAAACAGACCAUCACCCUCAUUCUGGACUGUAAAAAGAAGACCACCCAGAAGCUGCUCCGAAGCCCCCGACCCAUCGUUGAUACUAAAGGAAUUAUAGUGUUUGGAACUAGAAUACUUGAUGAGGAAGUCUUUGAGGGAGACAUCCAGCAGCUAAUGAUUGUAGCAGACCAUCGCGCUGCCUAUGACUACUGUGAGCACUAUAGCCCUGACUGUGAGGUGCCAAUGCCAGACCAACCACAGAACCAGGACCCCAAUACGGAUGAUUUAACUCCAGAAGAGGACAACUACUAUUAUGAAUACCCUUAUUACGAUGAUGUGGACUCCAAGACUGAUCUUGAGACAACUGUAAAAGAAAUUGAGGUUACGGGUGGAGACAGGAGUGGUGGAGUGGUGACCACAGUAGAUAAGGUUGUGACCAGGGGUUCCGGUUCUACCGGUUCUACCGGCUCCAUCUCCUCCAGCUCAUCCUCCGGAGCAUCCUCCAGUUCAUCAAGCGGCUCUUCACGCUCUGCCACCGGAGAGGAUGAUGCCUACGCAGGGCAGACGAACCCUGGCUAUGAUGGCUAUGAUGGCUACGAUGGCUACGAUAGCUACUACACAGACUACAGUGAGGGAACGGCAGCACCUGACGGCGAUGCCACCCGACGUAUCACCAUCAGUGGCACAGACUUGGGAGCUGGAGCAAAGAUUGACCUGGCAUCGGGCACUGGAGCCGAGAGGAGGGUGGUCACCAGUGGCGGAGGAGGCUCAGUGACGGUCACCACCAAUAAAACAUCGGCGGGGGCUGCCUAUGACGAUGAUGGCUAUGGCUAUGAUGACGACAACUACUACACCACCGGGGGCGGAGGAGGCGGUAGCAGAAACAGUGUGCUGGUCAGCGGUGGCGGCGGCGGCAGCAGCAGCAGUGUGCUAGUCAGCGGUGGAGGCGGCGGCAGCAGCAGCAGUGUGCUCGUCAGUGGCGGUGGCGGUGGCUCCAGCAGCAGCAGUUCCAGUUCCGGCAGUGGUGGCUCUGUUUCUGUAGGUGGAGGCUCUGUAUCUGCGGGAGGAUCUUCCACCUCUGCAGGCGGAUCAGCCGUUGCCGGCACCGGCACUGGUGGGUCCGUCGGCACUGAACUUGACUUGAACGUAGAUGACUACUUGGAGAAAUUCAAGGAAGAAGACCUCAACUACACAGGUGUAGUCGACUACUACAGCAAUUACGAAGAUCCUUACGACGACCCUUACAAUGGCAUUAUCAAAGGGCUGCCUGCUGAGACCGAUCCCUAUCAGAUUGACGCAGUUCGUGGAGAGAAGGGACAGAAGGGAGAGCCUGCUGUUAUUGAGCCUGGAAUGCUGGUGGAGGGUCCGCCUGGGCCUGAGGGGCCAACGGGUCUCCCUGGACCCCCAGGUUCUUCUGGCUCACCAGGCAGUCCUGGAGAUCCUGGAGAAAGGGGUCUUCCGGGUCGUUCUGGUCUUCCUGGUGCUGAUGGUCUGCCAGGACCCCCUGGAACUGUCCUAAUGCUGCCUUUCAGAAUGAGCUCCGGAGGGGACUCUGGACAGAAGGGACCACAAGUGUCAGCGCAGGAGGCCCAGAUGCAAGCCAUCAUGCAGCAGGCCAGGCUUGCUAUGCGUGGCCCUACCGGUCCAAUGGGAUUGACUGGAAGACCCGGCCCUCUGGGUCCUACUGGUGUAUCAGGACUGAAGGGAGAGCUUGGAGAGGCGGGACCUCAGGGACCACGUGGACCCUUGGGAUCUGGUGGACCAACUGGAAAGCCUGGAAGAAGAGGUCGUUCUGGUGCCGACGGUGCCAGAGGGAUGCCGGGACAGACCGGACCCAAGGGAGACAGAGGGUUCGACGGUCUGGCUGGACUCCCUGGUGAAAAAGGACACAGAGGCGAGUCUGGUCCCACUGGACCCCCUGGUUCACCUGGAGAAGAUGGAGAGAGGGGAGAUGACGGAGAGAUCGGACCCAGGGGACUUCCUGGUGAACCAGGACCCCGUGGUUUGUUGGGACCAAAAGGGCCUCAGGGACCUCCUGGACCUCCUGGUGUUACUGGAAUGGAUGGUCAUCCUGGACCCAAAGGAAAUAUAGGCCCUCAAGGAGAGCCAGGCCCUCCCGGACAGCAAGGCAACCCUGGUGCCCAGGGACUCCCAGGCCCCCAAGGAGCCAUCGGAGGUCCAGGAGAGAAGGGUCCAACUGGAAAGCCGGGCUUGCCAGGAAUGCCAGGAGCUGAUGGUCCACCGGGUCACCCUGGAAAGGAGGGUCCUCCUGGGGAGAAAGGACACAUGGGACCUGCCGGCCCUCAAGGACCCAUCGGUUAUCCUGGGCCCCGAGGUGUAAAGGGAGCUGAUGGUGUGCGUGGCCUCAAGGGACACAAGGGUGAGAAGGGAGAAGAUGGCUUCCCCGGCUUCAAGGGAGAUAUGGGUAUCAAAGGCGACAGGGGAGAACUUGGACCAGCAGGGCCCAGAGGAGAGGACGGUCCCGAAGGGCCAAAAGGUCGCUCAGGGCUGCCAGGAGAUCCUGGUCCAAUUGGGCCUUCCGGUGAGAAGGGUAAACUUGGAGUUCCUGGUUUGCCAGGAUAUCCAGGAAGACAAGGACCAAAGGGAUCUCAAGGUUUCCAAGGCUUUCCUGGUGCCAAUGGAGAGAAAGGAACUCGGGGAACAGGAGGAAAGCCAGGCCCACGUGGACAGAGAGGACCAACGGGGCCUCGAGGAGAGAGAGGACCGAGAGGACCAACGGGAAAAGCUGGACCAAAAGGCAACUCAGGAAACGAUGGCCCACCAGGACCUCCCGGUGAGAGGGGCUUGCCCGGGCCUCAGGGACCAACAGGCUUCCCAGGACCAAAGGGCCCUCCUGGACCUUCAGGGAAAGACGGACUGCCCGGACAUCCUGGACAGAGAGGGGAGACUGGAUUCCAAGGCAAGACGGGACCUCCUGGUCCUCCGGGUGUGGUCGGACCUCAGGGGCCAACAGGUGAAACUGGACCAAUGGGAGACCGGGGCCAUCCUGGACCCCCAGGCCCGCCUGGUGAGCAGGGUCUACCUGGAGCUGCAGGGAAAGAAGGAGCUAAGGGUGACCCGGGUCCUGCUGGACCAGCUGGAAAAGAUGGACCUCCUGGGCAGAGAGGCUUCCCUGGAGAGAGAGGCUUGCCCGGCCCUGUGGGGGCUCAUGGCCUGAAAGGGAACGAGGGUCCUCCUGGCCCAUCAGGCCCUGCUGGUUCUCCCGGUGAGCGAGGUCCUGCUGGACCAGCUGGACCUACCGGUCUUCCUGGACGCUCUGGCCCUCAAGGACCACCAGGCCCUGCUGGAGAGAAAGGCGGACCGGGAGAGAAAGGGCCUCAAGGACCAGCUGGAAGAGAUGGCAUUCAGGGACCUGUGGGUCUUCCAGGACCUGGAGGACCUCCUGGACCACCAGGAGAGGACGGAGACAAGGGAGAGCUUGGUGAACCAGGACAGAAAGGAAGUAAAGGUGACAAAGGAGAACAUGGUCCACCUGGUCCUACCGGCCCUCAAGGACCCGUGGGAGCACCAGGUCCUGCUGGUGCGGAUGGAGAACCAGGUCCUAGAGGUCAGCAGGGUAUGUUUGGCCAGAAGGGAGAUGAAGGAUCAAGAGGCUUCCCUGGACCUCCGGGCCCGGUUGGGCUGCAGGGCUUGCCUGGUCCACCUGGUGAGAAAGGGGAAACCGGAGAUGUUGGUCAAAUGGGACCACCUGGCCCUCCUGGUCCUAGAGGUCCCUCAGGACCCCCAGGAGCCGACGGCCCUCAGGGUCCCCCUGGAGGUGUUGGAAACCCCGGUUCUGUUGGAGAAAAGGGAGAUGCUGGUGAAACAGGAGAGCCAGGACUUCAAGGAGAACUUGGCCCACCAGGCUCAAGAGGAGAACGUGGAGAAAAGGGAGAAAGUGGUCCAGCUGGUGCUGCUGGACCUCCUGGCCCUAAAGGCCCCCCUGGAGAUGACGGCCCCAAAGGAAGUCCAGGCCCAAGUGGUUUCCCCGGUGACCCAGGCCCACCCGGAGAGACCGGUCCAGCUGGUUUAGAUGGUCCAUCUGGUGACAAGGGAGAUGAUGGAGAGGCCGGUCAGGCUGGUUCACCUGGACCCACUGGAGAGUCUGGUCCCUCUGGACCUCCAGGAAAGAGAGGGCCCCCUGGAGCAUCAGGACCUGAGGGAAGACAAGGAGAGAAGGGAGCUAAGGGUGAAUCUGGCUUAGAAGGCCCGCAAGGAAAGACAGGCCCUGUUGGCCCUCAAGGAUCUCCUGGCAAGCCUGGUUCUGAAGGCCUGAGGGGUAUCCCUGGCGCAGUUGGAGAGCAAGGACUCCCUGGUGCUCCAGGCCCAGACGGACCCCCUGGACCUAUGGGCCCUGCUGGUUUACCUGGUUUGAAAGGAGACUCUGGUGUUAAAGGAGAAAAGGGUCAUCCAGGUCUCAUCGGUCUUAUUGGACCUCCAGGUGAACAGGGAGAAAAGGGUGACAGAGGCCUUCCAGGUCCCCCAGGAACAUCUGGUCCAAAAGGAGACAACGGUAUUGCUGGUCCUACAGGUCCUCUUGGUCCCGUCGGUCCUCCCGGAUUACCUGGUCCUCCAGGUCCCAAAGGAGCCAAAGGCUCAUCUGGUCAAACUGGACCAAAAGGAGAGACUGGUGUACCUGGAUCUCCUGGCCCCCCUGGCCCUCCUGGUGAUGUCAUCCACCCACUUCCCAUCCACGCUCCCACUAAAGGUAGAUCGCGUAGGAAUAUCGACGCCAGCCAGCUGAUGGACGAUGCGGAUGCCAACUACAAGGACUACGACGACGGCAUGGAGGAGAUCUUUGGCUCCCUCAACUCGCUUAAGCUGGAGAUCGAGCAAAUGAAGCACCCACUGGGCACGCAGAGCAACCCUGCACGAACCUGCAAGGACCUGCAGCUCUGCCACCCUGAUUUCCCUGAUGGCGAGUACUGGAUUGAUCCCAACCAGGGCUGCUCGCGGGACUCCUUCAAGGUUUACUGCAACUUCACAGCAGGUGGAGAAAGCUGCAUCUUCCCAGAUAAGAAGUCUGAAGGGAGCAAAAUGGCAAAAUGGCCCAAAGACUCGCCAGGCACAUGGUAUAGUCGCUACAAGAGAGGUUCCCUGCUUUCCUACGUGGAUGCAGAGGGCAACCCCAUCGGCGUGGUCCAGAUGACGUUUAUGCGACUGCUGAGCGCAGCUGCCCGGCAGAACAUGACGUACAACUGCUACCAGUCGGUGGCCUGGCACGACCAGGACCCGGACAACUACGACAAGGCCAUCCGCUUCCUGGGCUCCAACGAUGAGGAGAUGUCUUAUGAUAACAACCCCUACAUCCGCUCCCUGGUCGAUGGCUGCGCGUUGAAAAAGGGCUAUGAAAAGACAGUACUUGAGAUCAACACACCAAAGGUGGAACAGGUGCCUUUUGUGGACAUCAUGUUCAACGAUUUUGGCGGCCCCACGCAGAAGUUCGGAUUUGAAGUGGGCCCCGUCUGUUUCAUCGGCUAAGACUUUUCACUGAGCAAACGGAGAAAGAAAAAAGAAAACAAUUGAAAAGAAAAAGAAUAAGACAGUUUCUAUUUGUAAAAAGUAACUUUUUUUUUUCCAUAAAGCAACAAGUAUGAAUAAAAUGAAAUCAUGUCAAGAACACAAGUGAAAUUCCAUAGGAAUAGAGGAAAUAACCUUGAAACCUCAGUGUGCCUUCUCCAUCACAUGCAAGUUUUGAAACUGGAUGUCAGGUCCUUCCUCCUGCACGACACACUCGCAAACACAUUCAUACACAAACUUUCCCCAUAUCACACUUCAUUUUGACAACAAAGGCGACGCUGAGAGCUGCAGCCGUUUCCAGACGGCCGUGGCGUUUCCCACGGACUCCAACCGAUCUGGCUAUCUUUAGUUUUGGUCACAUGUUUCCCUUCUAUUCUGUGCCUUUGUGUCACUUGUCUCUUGUUAGUUUGUUUGCUCAUUCACUACAGGAGCUUCGUUUGUGCAUUCUGUAUAUUUUUCCUGGCUGUAUAUUUUACUCCUGGCUUCAAAACAUGCAUGUGACUUUUUUUUUUUUAAAACCAUGAGGUAGGAGACCAUCCCAGAUAACAAAGAAUGUUUGGCCCAGUCCUGGCCCACAUCUGCAGCUUGCGUCUGGCCCACAUUUGGCUUUGACUGACAGCAAUGACUUGGCCAUGUUUACACCAGAUUUGGCCCAAUUCUUCUGAUUUUUUGGACAUUAGGGCUUCACGACACUUCCGAUAUCCCGCGUCAAUGCCAGUUUAGGAAAUCUGCGCCACAGCUGGCUGUUUUUAAAUGCAUCCCAAAACUGAAGUUUGGCCAGAUUCACGACCUUUCACAAACAUCUGGCCCUCAUAGCACUUGCCAGGGCCGUAACUGAGCCAUAAAGUGCCAAAAGCAGCCCAGAUUAGGCCUAAAUAUGUGUCUGCUAUCUGGGAUGGAGCAUCUAAACUGUGGAAACAUAUCAAAAGUGAGGACAUUUGACUUGUAAGAUGAAAGAUGAAAAAAAAAAAGAGGAAAAAAAAUUUGGUCAGAACCUGUCUUUGUGAAGUAAACUUUGUUGUAAUUUAAGAACAGAAUGGAAAUAAAAGACAAAAACAUGCUCUGUGAUAUUAUGUGACACUUUCAAAACAAACAAAAAAUAAGAGAACAUUCCUCCUUUUGUGCCCUCUGAACUAAAAUCACUUUGGUGGCAAUAUUGUUAACUUAAUAAAGCUUUUUGUGUUUUUUCCUGAAAUAUUCAUCUGUCUGACUAUGCAGUGGGGGGUGUUGUCACGUGUUGACGAAAAUACAAAGAAAAAUCAAAACCAUAGGUGCUAUUUUCUCUUUUCUGUGGUGCUAUGUAUUUUCUUUCAAGUUUGUGUUUUUGAAUGAAAGGAAAAAAAAAUGAUGGUGAUGAAACUUAAUUCCCAGCAGCCCGUUGAGUCGCUUCGCCAUCACUUCCGACACACGUGGCCCUUUGCUGCAUCCAAUCUGGGUAUUUUCUUUUUUUUGUGUUUUUAUUUUUUUUUUUUUGUGGUUUUUGCAUGUCACUUCUUUUACAUAUCUGCUUACGUUAUCUCCUGCUUCAGCGGACCGCACGGAUAACAAACAUGUCUGAUGCCUGUCUGUACCAAAUGUUGGAAUGACGAAGCUGAGGAAACUAAGAGGGCGCCUUUGGCUUUGUAUAUCAUUGCUUGGAAAGCUGCAUAUUUUGUUCGUUUUUGCCCAAGUUUUUGGGAAGCGGUCUCGAUGUUCCGUCUUAUUGUCGGAGUUCCUGCGUGGACGUGAUGUGGGCGCAUCAGACCCCCGAAACCAUCCACCAAAGGUUUUCACACACACGUACUUAGCUUUAAGGGGUUUGUCAUCGUGUUUGUAAAAAAAGGAAACCAAAUUAGCCAGAUGGAAAAGUUUGUCCGCUUCAUUUGCCUUUAAUGUAAUAAGGAUCUUUGUACAAACUAUGCACUCUAUGCUUUUGACCACUAGUAUCCACCACAGCGCUUCAUACGUUGGGUCCCCUCCCCUUCUUUUUUAAAUCUUCAAAUAUGUGACUUGAACCUUCUCUUAAGAUAGCUCAAUAUGCUUUUAGAUUUUUGGCUUUAUUCCUCAUUUUGUUGCAGUACACCCACAUUUUUACUUUGCUCUCAUUAAAAAUUGACUUUUUUUUUUUUUGUAAAUUUCCAGAACCAGCAGUGAUGCUGUCAUUGUUUUGUUUUAUUUUGUAGAUUUUCCAUUUUGUACGUCUGUUUUGUUGGUUUUUCCACAGUUUUGUCAAACCUGUGUAAUGAUAAGAGAAUAGAAGAUUAUAUUGGUUUUUAUGUCAAUAAAUUCAAGUUUACUGUG
Molecule: messenger RNA, 8641 nt
Organism: Cololabis saira (Pacific saury)
Lineage: Eukaryota; Metazoa; Chordata; Actinopteri; Beloniformes; Belonidae
Gene: col5a1
Product: procollagen, type V, alpha 1
Exons: 66
Coding region: 353-6322 (1989 amino acids)
Molecular function (GO): extracellular matrix structural constituent
Source: RefSeq, a predicted model, not a curated record